Dermatophagoides pteronyssinus (European house dust mite) is the source of this 789-nucleotide messenger RNA. RefSeq names its product serine/threonine-protein phosphatase PP1-delta-like. The record is from RefSeq and is a predicted model, not a curated record. NCBI's taxonomy places the organism in Eukaryota, Metazoa, Arthropoda, Arachnida, Sarcoptiformes, Pyroglyphidae.
AUGUGGCUGACACAGUCGUUUUCCAAGGAUCCGACACUGCUUGAACUCUCCACGCCGCUGUACAUUGUCGGCGAUCUGCACGGACAACUCGCAGACUUGUUGGAAAUAUUCCGCGAAGUGGGUUGGCCGAACAAAAACCGCAAGUUUUUGUUCUUGGGCGAUUACGUUGACCGCACUCAGAUGGGCACCGAGACGUUUGCGCUGAUCAGCUUGCUGAAGCUGCUAAUGCCGGACUCUGUCUACAUGAUCCGCGGCAAUCACGAAGACAUCCUCGUUAACAAGGACUACAAUUUCUCUGAGGAGCUGUACACGAAGUACGACGACAAACAUGCUCGCAGCAUUCUCAACUCCUUCAGUAACCAGUACAAAAAAAUGUCACUGACAGCUCUGCUGGACGACUGCGUGCUGUGUAUGCACGGCGGCAUCAGUGAAAAGCUGACCUCGAUAAACCAGUUGCGCAGAAUGGAAAAGAUGGACAAAGCCGAGGAUGGCACGCUGCAGGCAGACUUGCUGUGGGCUGACCCACACGAUUCGGUUAUAGAGUGGAAUAAAAGUCCGCGCAAUAUUUCGCAGGUGUUCAACCAGGAUGCGCUAAAGCGAUGCUGCGAGAUGCUGGGCGUCGAGAUGAUCUUGCGUGCGCACGAAGUCGUCCAGAAUGGUUGCGAGAGUUUUGGAGACGAGAAGCUGCUAUGGACAAUAUUUAGCGCUGGGAACUAUACUGGACGGUGCAACAACCUCGCUGCGGUUGCAGCCGGCGCACUACGUGAAGCACGAGGUGCAUCCCGUUGA